UGUCCGAGCACGGAAUCAGACAGAGCAGUGAUAACUGAUAAAACUGUUGAUUAAGGAAACAAGAAGGCUGCGUCAGUCUGCAAUGGAAUCCCUAGCCGCCUCGACAUUCUCGCCCUCGCGCCUCGCCGCCCACCCCGCCCGGGCGGCGGCGGUCCCGGUCAGGGCAAGAGCGGUGGCAGCAGGAGGGAGGAGGAGGAGGAGCGGUAGGGGGAGCAGCGGCGUGCGGUGCUGCGCCGGGAGCGCGAGCGCGGUGAUCAAUGGGAGCGCCGCGGCGAAGGCGGAGGAGGAGGACAGGCAGCGCUUCUUCGAGGCGGCGGCGCGGGGGAGCGGGAAGGGCAACCUGGUGCCCAUGUGGGAGUGCAUCGUGUCCGACCACCUCACCCCGGUGCUCGCCUACCGCUGCCUCGUCCCCGAGGACGACAAGGACACCCCCAGCUUCCUCUUCGAGUCCGUCGAGCAGGGGCCCGAGGGCACCACCAACGUCGGUCGUUACAGCAUGAUUGGAGCCCAGCCGGUGAUGGAGAUCGUGGCCAAGGAGAACAAGGUCACCACCAUGGACCACGAAAAGGGCACGGUCACGGAGCAGAUCGUGGACGACCCUAUGGAGGUUCCCAGGAGCAUAAUGGAGGGAUGGCACCCGCAGCAGAUUGAAGAGCUCCCUGAAACCUUCAGUGGUGGAUGGGUUGGGUUCUUUUCCUACGAUACGGUCCGUUAUGUCGAAAAGAAGAAGAUACCCUUCUCCGGUGCUCCUCAGGAUGAUAGGAACCUUCCCGAUGUUCACUUGGGCCUCUACGAUGAUGUUCUUGUCUUUGACAAUGUUGAGAAGAAAGUAUAUGUCAUCCAUUGGGUAAGUCUAGACCGCCAUGAAUCCACUGAGCAAGCAUACCAAUAUGGCAGGUCCCGGCUGAAGCGGUUUCUUUCUAAAGUUCACAACUCGAAUGUGCCCAAACUCUCUCCAGGAUUUGUGAAGCUGCACACUAAGCAGUUUGGUACAGCAUUGAACAAAUCAACCAUGACGAGUGAUGAGUACAAGAAUGCUGUUCUGCAGGCCAAGGAGCAUAUUCUGGCUGGUAAUAUUUUCCAGAUUGUUUUAAGCCAGCGCUUUGAGAGGCGAACAUAUGCCACCCCUUUUGAGGUUUAUCGAGCACUACGAAUUGUGAACCCGAGCCCAUACAUGACAUAUCUACAGGCUAGAGGCUGUGUCCUGGUAGCAUCCAGUCCUGAAAUUCUUACAAAAGUCCAGAAGGGAAAGGUUAUUAACAGGCCACUUGCUGGGACUACCCGAAGGGGCAAGACAGAGAAUGAAGAUAAAUUACAGGAGGAGCAACUAUUAAGUGAUCAAAAACAGUGCGCUGAACACAUUAUGCUUGUAGACCUGGGAAGGAACGAUGUUGGCAGGGUCUCCAAACCUGGAUCUGUGAAGGUGGAGAAGUUGAUGAACAUCGAGCGGUACUCGCAUGUCAUGCACAUCAGCUCGACGGUUAGUGGACAGUUAGAUGAUCAUCUCCAGAGCUGGGAUGCGCUGCGAGCAGCAUUGCCUGUUGGAACAGUCAGUGGAGCACCAAAGGUGAAAGCCAUGGAGCUGAUAGAUCAGUUGGAGGUCACAAGACGAGGACCAUACAGUGGUGGGUUAGGAGGAAUAUCAUUUAAUGGUGACAUGAUGAUCGCUCUUGCUCUCCGCACCAUUGUGUUCUCAACAGCUCCAAGCCACAACACGAUGUACUCAUACAAGAACUCAGAUAGGCGCCGAGAGUGGGUCGCUCACCUUCAGGCUGGCGCGGGCAUUGUUGCUGAUAGUGUCCCAGAUGACGAGCAAAAAGAAUGCGAGAAUAAGGCGGCUGCUCUAGCCCGGGCUAUUGAUCUUGCUGAGUCAGCUUUUGUAGACAAAGAAUAGAGCGCCUUCUCAUGAAGUUUUGUUAAUUUUUGUCCAUGGUAUCUUUACCAAUUUCAUGCUGGGAAGAAAGGUGUCAUCAGUCGGUUGGAGAAAAGCAAUAAGCUUAUGUUGUCAUGUAAAUUGAAUAAAUCUAGAACUAUAAUAAGAUUUUUUCGUUUAUAGGGAAGGUAGAUGCUUUUAGUGUGGGAAUUUUACAACUUUUGUUUUGGCUAAUUAUAAGGCUGACAUAGACUGGUGUCGUUGUUCCUCUAA
Lolium rigidum is the source of this 2146-nucleotide messenger RNA. RefSeq names its product anthranilate synthase alpha subunit 2, chloroplastic. Lineage: Eukaryota; Viridiplantae; Streptophyta; Magnoliopsida; Poales; Poaceae. The coding region runs from base 83 to 1894 and encodes 603 amino acids. Gene Ontology annotation, molecular function: anthranilate synthase activity. Gene Ontology annotation, biological process: L-tryptophan biosynthetic process. The record is from RefSeq and is a predicted model, not a curated record. The transcript is spliced from 10 exons.